AAAAAAACGAUUUUGACGCCCCUGAAUCGGCUCUCAUGGGCAGUCGGACACCGUUUUAAUUCCGCCCAAAGUGAGAAUGUCGUGCGGUGGCAGCGGCGGCGGAACGUGCCAAUCUCUCUGCCGCCGAACCAAAGACGACGAACUCCAGCCUCCGCCACCGUCCGUAUCAACAAAGGACGGUCGAGAUGAGCCUGGUUCCAAGGUGGAUCAAUCGCUGUGCUCUAAGUGUGGGGAGGAGAAGCCGGCUUGGAACAGCCUCUGCUUGGCUUGCUUUCGUUCCUCCCUUUUUGGCAAGUUUAAGCUCGCUGUCACCUCGAAUGCCAUGAUCUCCCCAAGCGAUAAAGUUCUCGUCGCCUUCUCCGGUGGCUCCGCCUCCAGAGUUGCUCUACAGUUUAUUCAUGAGCUACAAUGUAAAUCUUUGAAGAACUGGGAUGCAAGUAAAUCUCAAGGCUUACCAGUAUUUGCCGUAGGGGUUGCUUUUGUCGAUGAAAGCGCAGUUGGUCUUAAUCCAUCAAUUGGAAUGUCCAACAUAAUUGAAGAAAUAAAUAGCGUUGUAUCUGAAUUAGCUCCUGCUCAGAAAGAGUUGCAUGUGACAUCUAUGGAAGGGUUAUUUUGCAAGAAUUUUGAUGAUGGAAGGAGUUGUUUGAAUGAGUUGUUGGAUAGUAUUACAGAUGCAACUGGGAAAGAAGAUUUCACACAAUAUCUGCGCAUGCUUUCUUUGCAGAAGAUUGCUUUGGAUAACAAUUACACAAAACUAUUGCUUGGAUCCUGUGCUUCAAAGAUGGCACGCUUGAUAAUAUCUGCCACCGUUAAGGGUCAAGGUUUCUCUUUACCUGCCAACUUGCAAUAUGUUGAUUCAAGGUGGGAAGUACCUGUAGUGCUUCCUCUUCGUGAUUGCCUUGCGCAAGAGCUUGCCAUGCUUUGUCAUCUGGAUGGUUUGAAGACUACACAGCUAUUCAACGGUCCUGUCGGAAUCAAUGGCCUGGUAUCAUCAUUUGUUGCACGCCUACAGGAAGAAAAUCCUUCUCGAGAGCGAACUAUAGUAAGAACUGGAGAGAAGCUGAAGGUGUUCUCCUUUAACAAAUUUACUCAAGAUGGGUAUUAUGAUUUUCUACCAUCCAUUAUUCGCCCCAAGUUUCAAAAUGUUAAUCACGAAGAAUCAAAACCUGAAUUUCUCUGCCCAAUCUGUGGGAGCCCGCUAAGUGAUUCAGAAUGGAAGCAUCUCAAAGAAACUCAAGGAAUGUACCAAACUAGUAUUGAAAUGUUUGCUUCACAAUGUUGUCAAAGCUGUCGUUUUCAGAUACUCCCAAAAGACACAAGUUCUCUUGAAAAGUUCUAUUCGCUUUUACCUUUGUCAAUAACAAAUAGGAUGAAGAAUCAAGGAUGUGCUGAUCAAAGAUGGUUAAGGGAGCAGAUAGAGGAGUUCCUUAUCAAUGACGAGGAUGAUAGCAGAUGAUAGCACUUGAAACGCCAUUUUUACAUGGUAAUAGUUCUUCAUUAUUUCCUUAUCUUAAUUUGCUGACCGUUCAUAGUUCAGAAAAACAGUGAAUAUCACGUCAGGCAUAUCUAAAAUUACAGUUCUACUUCAUCUUUGAUGCGACAUAUCGCCAGCCAAUUUACAAGGUCCAUGUUUAAGGAUAAAUGACUUUAUAUUUUCUUUAUUUUAAUUUUUUAUUUGUAAUGAGUGCAUCAUAGUGCAGUGUAAGGAUGUAAAAAAAUAAUUAUUCUCAAAAUUUUAGUUAAAGUAGAAAAUCUAAUAUUGGCACGGCACA
Messenger RNA from Dendrobium catenatum, 1772 nucleotides. Its product is annotated as cytoplasmic tRNA 2-thiolation protein 2. Lineage: Eukaryota; Viridiplantae; Streptophyta; Magnoliopsida; Asparagales; Orchidaceae. Gene Ontology annotation, molecular function: tRNA binding; sulfurtransferase activity. The transcript has 7 exons. Gene Ontology annotation, cellular component: cytosol. Gene Ontology annotation, biological process: tRNA wobble position uridine thiolation. The record is from RefSeq and is a predicted model, not a curated record. Bases 77 to 1456 code for a protein of 459 amino acids.